Molecule: messenger RNA, 456 nt
Organism: Cornus florida
Lineage: Eukaryota; Viridiplantae; Streptophyta; Magnoliopsida; Cornales; Cornaceae
Product: histidine-containing phosphotransfer protein 4
Exons: 6
Coding region: 1-456 (151 amino acids)
Biological process (GO): phosphorelay signal transduction system; phosphorylation; cytokinin-activated signaling pathway
Cellular component (GO): cytoplasm; nucleus
Molecular function (GO): protein histidine kinase binding; histidine phosphotransfer kinase activity
Source: RefSeq, a predicted model, not a curated record
AUGGCUGAGAGGAAUCAAUUGCGUAGACAGCUUGCCCACAUGAGACAGUCCCUCUUUGAUCAGGGGUUUCUGGAUGAGCAAUUUGUUCAGCUGGAAGAAUUGCAGGAUGAUACUAACCCUAACUUUGUGGAGGAAGUUGUUACACUCUUCUACAGGGAUUCAACUCGGCUUAUCCUCAGUAUAGACCAAGCAUUGGAUAAGAACCCUCUUGAUUUCACUACGUUGGACAGCUAUAUGCACCAGUUCAAGGGUAGUAGUUCAAGCAUUGGAGCCAAAAAGGUGAAAAAAGAAAGCACACAGUUUAGGGAAUACUGCAGGGCAGGAAAUGGAGAAGGAUGCAAGAGGACUUUCCAACAAGUGAAGAAAGAAUAUGCAACACUUAAAAAGAAGCUUGAAACUUACUUUCAGUUUGCAAGACAGGCUGGACCUAUUGAGGUGGCACGUAGGCCCAAGUAA